Messenger RNA from Penicillium arizonense, 438 nucleotides. Its product is annotated as class I SAM-dependent methyltransferase. Gene Ontology annotation, molecular function: methyltransferase activity. Lineage: Eukaryota; Fungi; Ascomycota; Eurotiomycetes; Eurotiales; Aspergillaceae. The transcript is spliced from 2 exons. The coding region runs from base 1 to 438 and encodes 145 amino acids. The record is from RefSeq and is a predicted model, not a curated record.
AUGCCCCAAGUCUACACAACAGACCACUCAAAAUCUGUUCUUCAAACCCACAGCUGGCGUACAGCCCAAAACUCAGCGCCCCAUCUAAUCCCACACAUCCAACCAACGCACAAGAUCCUAGACGUGGGCUGCGGGCCAGGCUCAAUAAGCGUCUCACUAGCCAAACUCGUCCCAGGCGGCUCCGUCACGGGCGUAGAAUACGUCUCCGACCCGUUAUCUGGAGCACGCGCCCUCGCGCAAGCAGAAGGUGUAACGAACAUAACCUUCCAAGAAGGCGAUAUCCACGCCCUCCCAUUCGAAGAUGGAUCCUUCGACAUCGUGCACGCGCAUCAGGUGCUGCAGCACAUUGCGGACCCGGUGCUGGCAUUACGGGAGAUGAGGAGGGUUGUGAAGAGAGGCGGUAUUGUUUCUUGUCGGGAGUCUGCGGUGUUGACAUGA